GUGACUUUAGUGCCUAGAAGCAGUAUCAGAAGAACCAGGAACAGGAUCCGGGGCUCCUCUCCCCUUUGACCUUCCCUAUCUCCCUGGUUGUGGCGGAUCAUGGCUGACGUAAACACAGAUUUUAACCUCAAGGCUGUUCUGAUUAACUUCAAGCAAUGCCUCGGCGAGAAGGAGGAGGUCCUCAUGGACCCUUAUCUGACUGGUUGGAAAGGGCUUAUCAAGUUCUUGAACAACCUUGGUGCUGUUUUCGCCUUCAUCUCCAAGGACGUGCUGACCAAAGUCCAGAUCAUGGAGAAAUUCCGCAACAGUGAUCAGAAAGAAAAUUACUUAAGCCUGCAGUCCAUGGUGAAAUAUGAGAUAAGCAACAACCUGGUGGACUUCCAGAAGCGUGCCGACCAUCCCGACUCUGGCUGCCGAACCAUCCUUCGUCUGCACCGGGCCCUGCACUGGCUGCAGUUGUUCCUGGAUGGGCUGAGGACCAGCCAGGAGGACUCCAAGACCUCAGCCCUGUGCACAGACUCCUACAACAUUGCUCUGGCCACCUACCACCCCUGGCUCAUCCGCAAAGCUGUCACCGUGGCUUUCUGCACCCUGCCUGCCCGCAAUGCCUUUCUAGAGACCAUGAACGUGGGCACCCCCGAGGAAGCUGUGGAGAUGCUCAGUGAUGCCAUGCCCUUCAUUGGCCAGGUCUACCAGCUCUCCCAAAAACUCUUUGAGGAGAAUGCCCUGCUGGACCUUCCAUAGCUGAGGGGAGGCCAGGCCCUAGGGUGACUCUCCCACCUCAGACACCAGGUUAAGAGGCUACAACCCACACCACUCACUGAUGCUUCAGUUGGAGUUCGCCUGGUUUCUCUUUCCCCAUCUUCCACCAAUCUCGGACUUGAAUGGGAAUAGGCAUUUGGAAAAUUGGGUGGCUCUCCUCAAAGAAGAAUCAAAGAAUCAUUGACGAAACUUGGAUUGGAGAUCAGUGGAAACCAGAGGGCCAGGUUUGUGUCUUGAGGGUGGCUGGUUUCAGCUCUUCUUGACCUGCCUACUGUUUGAAGCAUCAGAAAUAACCUUAAGUAAAAUCAUGUGGCCUCUGGGGAAGUCAGACAACUCUACCCACAGCUCAGACGGCUUACUCCCCUAAUCAAAAGCCGAAAGAAGAAAACUUAUUUUAUCUUUUAUUUUGAAUCACAUUGCAGUGGUUAGGCUGCAAACGGAAGUAUGUGCAAUUAAAUAUCUUAUCUGUUCUGAUGUUAACUCCUGCCUGC
Gracilinanus agilis (Agile Gracile Mouse Opossum) is the source of this 1253-nucleotide messenger RNA. It is a transcript of the gene CPTP, whose product is annotated as ceramide-1-phosphate transfer protein. Gene Ontology annotation, molecular function: ceramide 1-phosphate binding; ceramide 1-phosphate transfer activity. The transcript is spliced from 3 exons. NCBI's taxonomy places the organism in Eukaryota, Metazoa, Chordata, Mammalia, Didelphimorphia, Didelphidae. Gene Ontology annotation, cellular component: cytosol; cytoplasm; membrane. Bases 100 to 744 code for a protein of 214 amino acids. The record is from RefSeq and is a predicted model, not a curated record. Gene Ontology annotation, biological process: ceramide transport; intermembrane lipid transfer.